Molecule: messenger RNA, 1810 nt
Organism: Oncorhynchus tshawytscha (Chinook salmon)
Lineage: Eukaryota; Metazoa; Chordata; Actinopteri; Salmoniformes; Salmonidae
Product: gap junction beta-4 protein-like
Exons: 3
Coding region: 218-1033 (271 amino acids)
Biological process (GO): cell communication
Cellular component (GO): connexin complex
Source: RefSeq, a predicted model, not a curated record
UCCCCCCAUCCAACCAGGUGGAACUCUGCUUCCUUCCAAUCAGUCAGAGCCGACAACCCCAUAGUGAGCUUCUCGUCUUUGCAUUAAAAACACAUCUAUUUGACCCAUUCGUCUGUUCCUCUCAACCAGUGACUGGUUGUCGCCCCCCCCCCAUCCCUCCACCUCUUCCUCCUCCUCCUCCUCCUCCUCCACCUCUUCCUCCUCCUCCUCCUCCAAGAUGAACUGGGGUGGGCUGCAGUCUCUCCUCAGCGGAGUGAAUAAAUACUCCACUGUGUUCGGACGCGUCUGGCUCUCCAUGGUCUUCGUGUUCCGCUUCUUGGUGUUUGUGGUGGCCGCUCAGCGCGUCUGGGCAGACGAGAGUAAGGACUUUGUCUGUAACACGGCCCAACCAGGCUGCGUCAACGUCUGUUACGACCACAUCUUCCCCAUCUCACACAUCCGCCUGUGGGCCCUGCAGCUCAUCUUCGUCACCUGUCCAUCUCUGAUGGUUGUGGCGCACGUCACGUUGCGUGAGGAGAAGGAUUCCAAGUACUCCGCAAUGCAUGAAGGGUCGCAUUUGUACACUAAUCCAGGGAAGAAGAGAGGAGGCCUGUGGUGGACCUACCUGGCGAGUCUGAUCUUCAAGGCGGGCUUCGACGCCACCUUCCUCUACAUCCUCUACUACGUCUAUGAGGGUUAUGACAUGCCUCGUCUCUCCAAGUGCUCCCUGGAGCCCUGCCCCAACACCGUCGACUGCUACAUCUCCCGUCCCACCGAGAAGAAGAUUUUCACCAUCUUCAUGGUGGUCUCCUCAGCCGUCUGCAUCCUCAUUUGUAUCUGUGAGAUGGUCUACCUCAUCUACAAGAGGAUCCAGAAGCUCAUCAGGAAGAAGGUGGUAGAGAGUCAUGAGACGACGUUGUUGACGGCGCGGAGGUCGAGAUCCAAGUCUACGAGAUCCAAGUUGUCUGUCAGGGAGGACCCCACCAACACAGCCUCCAUUCAGAACCUCUGUAAUGUCAUGACGGAGGCGGCGCCGUCAGAGAAGAAGAAAUAAUAGGUCAUGUGACGCGGUGAAGCUGGAAUGGGGGGGGGUGGGGGUGAAUUGGGAGUGGGAGGAGAGUUUGACCGUCUAAGGUCAGGAGAUAGCAUAUGUCUUAGGGUGGAUUAUAAACUCUAAGGUCAGGAGAUAGCGUAUGUCGUAGGGUGGAUUAUAAGCUCUAAGGUCAGGAGAUAGCAUAAGUCGUAGGGUGGAUUAUAAGCUCUAAGGUCAGGAGAUAGCAUAAGUCGUAGGGUGGAUUAUAAGGUUUAAGGUCAGGAGAUAGCGUAUGUCGUAGGGUGGAUUAUAAGGUUUAAGGUCAGGAGAUAGCAUAUGUCGUAGGGUGGAUUAUAAGGUCUAAGGUCAGGAGAUAGCGUAUGUCGUAGGGUGGACUAUAAGCUCUAAGGUCAGGAGAUAGCAUAAGUCGUAGGGUGGAUUAUAAGGUUUAAGGUCAGGAGAUAGCAUAAGUCUUAGGGUGGAUUAUAAACUCUAAGGUCAGGAGAUAGCGUAUGUCGUAGGGUGGAUUAUAAGGUUUAAGGUCAGGAGAUAGCGUAUGUCGUAGGGUGGAUUAUAAGGUUUAAGGUCAGGAGAUAGCAUAUGUCGUAGGGUGGAUUAUAAACUCUAAGGUCAGGAGAUAGCGUAUGUCGUAGGGUGGACUAUAAGCUCUAAGGUCAGGAGAUAGCAUAAGUCGUAGGGUGGACUAUAAGCUCUAAGGUCAGGAGAUAGCAUAAGUCGUAGGGUGGAUUAUAAGGUUUAAGGUCAGGAGAUAGCGUAUGUCGUAGGGUGGAUUAUAAG